AAUAAAAACAAGUGAGCCAGUAGCCUACCUGUGGCAGCCAUAUGCCUAAUAGCUCCACCCGGCAUGUUUCACAGAUGAGUGCUGCUGCUAUGCCAGCACAGCCCGCUCCGAGGGAUCCGGAGGAAGACAUGGAGGCGGAGGGAGACCCGGAGGGGCCAGAGGCCAAUGGCGAGCUGGAUGAGGAGAGAGAGAGGGAGGGACGAGAGGACAUGAUGGAGGAGAGCUGCGAGGACCAUGAAAGUGAAAGGGGGAGCGACUUGGAAGAGAGCGAGGCAGAAGAGGAAGAGGAGGAGGAAGAGGAGGAGAGUUCUGAGAUGGAUGAUGAAGACUGUGAGAGGAGGCGAUUGGAGUGUCUGGAUGAGAUGUCCGACCUCGAGAAGCAGUUUCUGGAGCUGAAAGACAAGCUCUUCCGGGAGCGGCUGAACCAGGUGAAGGUGAAGCUGGACGAGGUGAUGCUGGGACAGGCGGGGGAGUACCGGGACCCGCUGGGCACUCUGCAGCGCAACAUGCAGCUACGCACCGAAGUGGCCGGGGUGUACAGAGAACUGUGUCUGCAGGUGGUCAAGCACAAGUACGAGUGUGAGAUUCAGGGAGCCCUGCAGCACCUGGAGAGUGAGCGGGUACUGCUGUUUGAUGCCAUGAAGACAGAGCUACUGGACAAAAUCCACAGACUGGAGGAGGACAGGCAGAGCACAGACAUCACGUCAGAGUGGUGGAGUGAUGACAUGAGAGGGAAAAAAUGUAAGCGGAGAAGUCAACCCUCGCGCCCUGACCGGAGGAAGAAAGCAGCAUUGGUGUCUGGACCCUACAUAGUGUACAUGUUGAGAGACAUUGAUAUUUUGGAAGACUGGACAGCCAUAAAGAAGGCUAAAGCCGCACUUUUGCCCUUGAAGAAGAAAUCAGACAGCCCCUCAGACAGGGUGCAGUACAGCGCGCGCUGCGAGGGGGGCGCUCUCUUCUACGAGGGAGAGAAGUACUGCAAGGGAAACACCAUCCUGCUGGAGAUCAAAGACGACAACGCCUCACAGGCUGGGCCACAGAGGAAACGGCCAGAGGCACCAUUUUAUACAGCUUCCCUGUAGGUGCUGACCUCCUUGCAAGUGAAUGACCGCGACAUACAUUCAAAAUGUCACGUUAUCAAGUGGCACUCCAGUGUUCCUCAACCGGCCGUGGAAAACGCGCUGUGCGGUUUCCUUUGAUAAACAGAAAGUAUACUCUGGUGAAUUGAGGUAUGUCACACCGUAGACGUCACUCUGGCAGGUCUGGGCUUAGGGAACAUCAUUCUGUCAUGACAUCACAGGCCCUCCGCGGAUGACAAGUAAACAACGGAAAGCUGAUUCGAACCUGCAGUCCUGGUUAUUACCCGCAGCCACUUGUGAAAUAUUGAAUCCCGCACACUUUCAUUUUCCCGCCCCAGAGUCUGGCCUGUUCUAAUCCUGUCAUCUUUUCUUUCUCUCUCACUCCUCCACUUCUCUCUCUCUCUCUUUCAGGGCUGUAAUCACCGCCGUGAGCACGGGGGAGGUGUGGCUCAGACGUCCGGACGGGAGCAAAACCAAAAUCUACGUCUCGCAGCUGCAGAAAGGCAAAUACACCAUCUGCAAAGUGUAGGAGUGGGGCGCUGGUGGGCACCAAAACAUUUCCCCUCAACUCUCGCUCAAGACUUGAGUCUUCGUCUUUUUUCAUCGUUUAUUCCCGAACACGAUUUGCACUUAAAUCAGUACCACAUUGACAAUUAACAGUAAUUUUGCUUCGCUUUAAAAGGACUGUUGACUGUUAUAUUUUAACUAUAAUUAUUUAUAUUGUUUGUAAAACUCUAGACUGGCAAGGAAUGUUGCUUUUUAACAAACUAUUUAAGAUGAUUUCAAAUAACAGUGUAUUUAUGAUUGCGAAAUGUUAUUGACAAAACUAAAUCUUUUAUGGAA
Messenger RNA from Conger conger (European conger), 1922 nucleotides. It is a transcript of the gene brms1, whose product is annotated as BRMS1 transcriptional repressor and anoikis regulator. The coding region runs from base 42 to 1082 and encodes 346 amino acids. The transcript is spliced from 11 exons. Lineage: Eukaryota; Metazoa; Chordata; Actinopteri; Anguilliformes; Congridae. Gene Ontology annotation, cellular component: Sin3-type complex. Gene Ontology annotation, molecular function: histone deacetylase binding. The record is from RefSeq and is a predicted model, not a curated record. Gene Ontology annotation, biological process: negative regulation of transcription by RNA polymerase II.